UUGAAAAAGAGUUGUGAAGCAGCGGAGUGGAGGUGAGCGAGGGAAACUGAAAUCAUGUGUACACAGCUGUAGGAACAGUUCAGCGACUGAUUAACAUGGCAAUAAAGUCCUGGCGCCAAGCACCCCAGUUGCUAAGUAACGAUAUUAAACAAGAAGAACCUUGACUUCCCCUGUUUGGUGUAGGGAGGCUCAGGAAAUGGUGCAUCCCUGAUCUUUCCUCUUCACUUCGCCGCCUCAUAGAUUAUCAGGUUUUAUCCGGUACAAGGGUGAGAGGCUUCGAGCUUCAGGCCGGUUCACAGGAGCUAAAGCUGUCGGUGUGUCUCUAAAACUGAAGACAAUCUCAUCACUCGAUUAAGAAAACAAAAAGAUAACAUAUGUACCAUGCCUAAAAGGAAGGGAGCAAAAGGGACAACGGUGACCCUCAAGGCUGCCAAAAAGGCAAUACGGAUGACCCCGGAUGGACGGCGCAGACUCACCCUUAGCAACAUGGGCAUAACCAUCUUCCCAAAGUGUCUCCUAAAACUGAAAAAUGUGGACGAGUUGGACCUCAGCCGCAACCUGAUACAGAAACUCCCAGAUAAAAUCGGGAACUUCUCGUCACUGAGAUGGCUGGAUCUACACACCAACAAGCUGGAGUCGGUGCCGGAGUCCAUCGGCAACCUGGUGGGUCUGACCCACCUCAACCUCGCCAACAACUGCCUAAUCUCUGACGGUUUACCCUCCACAUUGGGUCUUCUCACCAGCCUGAGGAGUCUCAAUCUGGGAAUGAACAAGUUGGACACCCUGCCUCCCACUAUGGAGGCUCUAGAUAGUCUCCAAGAGAUAGGUCUGUUUGAUAACCUCUUCAUCAGUCUACCAGAGUUUGUGAAAGGCCUAUGCAACCUCACAAAGGUGAACAUGAAGCAAAAUCCUCUAUCGAAUGUUCAGGAAAUAUCAGAGCCAAAGGAAGAUGAGUAUCUAGUCCAUGAGAGCAGCCUGUGUAGGACAUGCCUUAAGAGAUGUAAAGGAGAACACGUGCUUAAGGAGAAAAGGAUAAGGACUUAUCCAGGACUGAUGGUGCAAAACUCAGUGGCUAAAGUCAAUCAAGAUGUGUGGAGAAUAGAGGGGUGGAACACAAGUCAAUCAAAUGACCAAACAUCUUAACAAUGUUUCGAAAUAAAAAGAUUGAUUACAUGCAACUAUCUUGAAA
Sebastes umbrosus (honeycomb rockfish) is the source of this 1189-nucleotide messenger RNA. It is a transcript of the gene lrrc18a, whose product is annotated as leucine rich repeat containing 18a. NCBI's taxonomy places the organism in Eukaryota, Metazoa, Chordata, Actinopteri, Perciformes, Sebastidae. Gene Ontology annotation, molecular function: protein binding. The coding region runs from base 382 to 1143 and encodes 253 amino acids. The record is from RefSeq and is a predicted model, not a curated record. The transcript is spliced from 4 exons.